UUCGAGCUUCGGUAACUUGACAAAUCCCAGAGAUUUUACACAAGUUUUCUGAAGAACGUAACGCGAAACAAUGGAAGUUGGUUGAAUUCUAUUCAACCAUGAUAAUUACUUGUUCGUUUGUAAAAUACAUAAAAUAUCUGAAACAUUCUUCACGUCGCGUCCCGACUCGCGGGGCGACGAGUUACUCGGCGGAGCGUUGGAAGGCGUCAAAAAUGGAAGGAGAACAGGCCCCAGCAUCGCGGGAUGACCCGGUAAUAAUGAAGCUCGAUACGCCUGAAUUUCGAACGAUAUUCACGCCGGAAUUGAAGACACUAGCGGGUCUCUUCGAGAAGUAUAACUACGAGAUCCGAAUAGCGGGAGGAGCGGUGCGGGACAUCCUGAUGGGUAUCCGACCUAAGGACUUGGACUUUGCGACGACGGCUACGCCAAACGAGAUGAAGGAUAUGUUCACAAAGGAGGAGAUCCGUAUGAUAAACAUGAAGGGAGAGCAACACGGUACGAUAACAUCGCGUAUAAACGACGCUGAGAACUUUGAGAUAACAACCCUGAGAAUCGACGUAGCGACGGACGGGCGUCACGCCAAGGUUGAAUUCACGAAGGAUUGGAAGCUCGACGCGAAUCGUCGGGACCUAACGAUAAACUCGAUGUUUCUCGGGCUGGACGGAACGGUCUACGACUACUUCUUCGGCUACGAGGAUCUAAAAAAGCGGCGAAUCGCCUUCGUCGGUAAUGCAGAGACCAGGAUCCAGGAGGACUACCUCAGGAUCCUGAGGUACUUCCGAUUCUACGGUCGCAUCGCCGAAAAUCCUGACGUUCAUGACGCCGCCACCCUCGAAGCGAUUCGCCGGAAUGUUCAGGGUCUCGAUCGCGUCGCUGGUGAACGGAUUUGGACCGAGUGGCACAAGAUAAUGACAGGAAGGUUCCCCGUUGAGCUAACCACGAAGAUGAUCGAGUGCGACCUUUCCAGGCACAUCGGUCUCCCCGAAAAGCCCGACGUUGCGGCCUUCCUCGAGGUCCACAAACGCGCCGAAGAAAACGGCGUUCGUCUUAGAGCCAUUAGCCUCAUAUCGGCGCUCCUGAAGGAUCAGGAGGAGGUUAUGUUGCUCCAUGGUAGACUGAAGCUAUCCGCCUUCGACAGAGACCUCGCUCUGUUUCUGGUUCAGCACCGCGUCGUUACACCGUCUGAAAAACCGCUUAAAAUUUAUCAGAAGCUGGUUAUCAUGCCGAAGGGGAAGAACCAAGGUAUCAAAGAGUUCGUUUGCGAGCUUUUUAGAUACAGAGGUGAUCUCGAGCUUCUUCGAGUGUUCGCUGAUUGGCAACCACCCCGAUUCCCCGUCGGAGGCGAUCAGCUCAGGCAGCAUGUCAAGGGUGGGAAACUCAUGGGGUUGGUCAUCACCAGGCUCAAGGAGAGGUGGAUUGAUUCCGACUUUCAACUGGAUCGCGAGGAGCUUCUCAAACUUGUACCAAAUAUUGUUGAGGAGAUUAAUGAUAAUAUUCAGAAAUAAAUACUUCGUAGAUUGUUUGUGUAUAA
Molecule: messenger RNA, 1531 nt
Organism: Neodiprion fabricii
Lineage: Eukaryota; Metazoa; Arthropoda; Insecta; Hymenoptera; Diprionidae
Product: CCA tRNA nucleotidyltransferase 1, mitochondrial
Exons: 2
Coding region: 99-1505 (468 amino acids)
Biological process (GO): RNA processing
Molecular function (GO): RNA binding; nucleotidyltransferase activity
Source: RefSeq, a predicted model, not a curated record